Molecule: messenger RNA, 3975 nt
Organism: Chinchilla lanigera (long-tailed chinchilla)
Lineage: Eukaryota; Metazoa; Chordata; Mammalia; Rodentia; Chinchillidae
Gene: Sirpa
Product: signal-regulatory protein alpha
Exons: 9
Coding region: 264-1802 (512 amino acids)
Biological process (GO): positive regulation of phagocytosis; positive regulation of T cell activation
Cellular component (GO): plasma membrane
Source: RefSeq, a predicted model, not a curated record
GCUCCCGCCCCUCCAUUCCCCUCGCCGCCGCGCCGCCCGCGGCCUCUGGCGGGCGGGACCUGGGAUCUACAGCCCGGCCCGAGUGCUCGGCCGCGGGGAGGUGGCCACAACUUCCCCAGUCCACCUUAAGACGAGGAUGUGACCAGCCCGCGGCGCUGACCUUACGAAAACAAGUUUGCGCAAAGUGGAGCGGGGGCCGGCGUCCGGGCAGCCCAGGCAGCGCUUCCUCGCCUCGCAGCCACCCGGCGGCGCAGCCGCGGCCCAUGGAGUCCGCCGGCUCGGCCCCCGGCCGUCUCGGGCCGCUGCUCUACCUGCUGCUCGCCGCGUCUUGUGCCUGGCCAGGAGCAGCCGGAGAGGAGACUCUAAAGGUGAUUCAGCCUGGGGAGCCGGUGUUGGUUCCUGCUGGAGGGAAUGCCACUCUGGACUGCACUGUGACCUCCCUGCUCCCUGUGGGGCCCAUCCUGUGGUACAGGGGAAAAGGACAAGGCCGAGUGUUAAUCUACAAUUUCAAAAACCAUUUCCCCCGAGUCACAAAUGUGUCAGACACCACACAGAGAAACAACAGGGACUUUUCCAUCCGCAUCAGUAACGUCACGCCACAAGAUGCCGGCACCUACUACUGUGUGAAGUUCCAGAAAACAGCCUCGGAGAACGAGGAGAUUCAGUCUGGAGGAGGAACCAAGUUGUCUGUGCGUGCCAGACCCUCUCCCCCUGUGGUGUCGGGCCCUGUGACGAGGGCCACAUCUGGACAGACAGUGAGCUUCACCUGCAAGUCCCAUGGCUUCUCCCCCCGAGAUAUCAAACUGAAGUGGUUCAAAAAUGGGAAUGAACUCUCUGGCUUCAAUACCAGCGUGGAUCCCGCGGGAGAAAGCGUCUCCUACAGCAUCUCUAGCACAGCCAAGGUGGAGCUGGCCCCUGGGGACGUUCGCUCACAGGUCAUCUGUGAGGUGGAACAUAUCACCUUGCAGAAUGUCCUUCGUGGGAUUGCCAACUUAUCAGCCAGCAUCCGAGUUCUGCCCACUGUGGAGGUCACCCAGCAGCCCACAAUGACAGAGAACCAGGUGAACGUCACCUGCCAGGUGAAGGCGUUCUACCCCCAAAGACCCCUGAACCUGACCUGGCUGGAGAAUGGAAAUGUGUCCCGGACAGAAACGUCCUCGAAUGUCACCGAGAACAAGGAUGGGACCUACGACUGGACAAGCUGGACCUUGGUGAAUUCGUCGGCUCACAGGGAGAACACAGUGCUCACCUGCCAGGUGGAGCACGACGGGCAGCCCGCAGUCACCAGAAACCUGACCGUGCAGGUCUCUGUCCCCCCGAAAAAGGAGGGCAUGGAUACCACCCCUGAGAAAAGUACCGAGAACUGGAACAUCUUUAUUGUGGUGGGUGUGGUAUGUGCCUUGCUGGUAGUCCUACUGAUGGCGACCCUCUACCUCCUCCGAAUCAGACAGAAGAAAGCCAAGGGAUCCACUUCCUCUACAAGGUUGCAUGAGCCCGAGAAGAAUGCCAGAGAAAUCACCCAGGUACAGUCCUUGAUCCAGGACACAAAUGACAUCAACGACAUCACAUAUGCAGAUUUGAAUCUGCCCAAGGAGAAGAAGCCUGCUCCCCGGGCCGCCGAGUCCAACAACCACACGGAGUAUGCCAGCAUUCAGACCUGCCCGCCGCCGCCCCGGCCAGAGGACACCCUCACCUACGCUGACCUGGACAUGGUCCACCUCAACCGGGCACCCAAGCCUUCCACCCCCAAGCCUGAGCCAUCCUUCUCGGAGUAUGCCAGUGUCCAGGUCCAGAGGAAGUGAGUGGGACUGUUCAGCCUCAGGCCUGUCCUCACGAGCUUUCUUGUCCCACAUGGAGGGGCCGUGAUAAGGACAGCCAGCCAGUUCUCGAUGGCCACGUGACGCAGGCCCUGGGACCAGAAGUGAGGGCGGCUCUUGUCUGCCACCCUGCUUGGCUCUUCAGCUCAUCCAGGACAGCCCUGCCCCCAACCCUGUCCCACAUCUGCAGAUCGAUGUGGCUGAACCAGCCAGGAAUGUGGCCUGGAGCCGACCAGAGCCACCUGGGGUCCAAGAACUUGUGCCACUGAUCAUCAGGCACUGUCCUGGUUGAGGUCUCGGAGACCCUGGGCUGCCUCCUCGAUGCUCUGGAGCCCGAUCUUCCAGGGUGAGGAGAUUCCACGUCCUCCUGCUUCCUCCACCCACCUGGGGCUUCGGAGAAAUUUUCCCCUUAGAUCGAACUGCUCCAUCCUUGGAGAAGCUGGAAAAACUGAGAUCUGCGUCCCAAGACAUGGCGAGGUUGCUGCCGAUGGUCCUGCCCCCCUGCCCCCACCUUGGGCCCCUCUGUGACUCCUAGGGCACUGAUCAGGCUGAUGGGGCGCUCUGUGUGGCCCUACCUCUCCUUUCCAGACCCAAGCUUGCUUCCUCCAGCUAGCACUAACUCAGCAGCAUCGCUGUGGACGCCUGUAAAUUAUCGAGAAAUGUGAACUGUGCAAUCUUGAAGCCGAGGUGUUAGAAAACUUGAUCUGUGGUGUUCUGUUUUGUUUUGUUUUGUUUUUUUCUUAAAACAAAAGCAAUGUUAUCUUGGCUCUUUGUCAUGUUUUGAAAUUCUGGUUGGGUCUUGUGAAGUCUGAGGUUUUAACGGUUUGUUGUCCUGGAGGGAUUUUCUUGCAGCAGAAGCUGAGUUUCCUCCAAGGGCCAGAACCCCGAGGAUGGGGAAGGACUGUCCCUCAGCUGUGUAGUGGGGACAGUCAUUGAGCCUUCUCUCUGGGACUCGGUUCAGCCUUCUCUCUGGGCCCAGCCACGCGGCAGGGGACUGUGGUAAGCUCCACCUGCCCACUGCUUCUCACGCCACAGCCUCGUCCAGAUCUGAUGCCUCAGUCUGCUCUUCCGUAAAGAGGGGAGAGGGACAGUGACACCCUCCCCACCGUCUCACAAGUACUUUAGGGACGUGCAGAGGGGGUGACACUGAGCUGGGCCAUUUGCCCCACCCCUGUAGCCAUCGCUCCCUUCCAGCUCUCCGAGCUGAUCUUCCAUUUCUGCUCUCAAACCCCAUUGGGAUGAAACUGGAGUAGAUCCUGGUCAUAGCCAGUACAGCUCAGCUGUGAGCCACUGCUGGUCUACCCUCUGUCCCUCUCAGGCUGGGCUGAGGCUGUGACCACAUUACCUUCUGACCCCUCCCUUCCAGUUGGGUGCAAGGGCCUGCCUCGGCCCUGGGCCAGGCAGUGCUACAACCUUGGUGGUUGGGUCUCCACCUAUAACUCACUGAGUCAAGACGCUAAUGCCGAUGACUCCAGGCUGUAGGAGGCCCGGGUGAUUCUGGGCCCAGGCUGUCCGGGCAAGAAGCUGAGCCAUCCUGCCUGUUUCUGCAGGUGUAGCGGAGGAACUUUAGGAGCUCGGCAGAGACCAGCUCUGUGGCCGUUGACUUGGUGUUGUACACGAUGGCAUGCAGGAAUAUGCCGAGCCAACAGGCCAUGUGGGCAGCAUUGGCUGAACAAGCCAGGGCUCCUCGACGGCAUCUGGGAGCUGCAGUGCCCCGGCCACCUGCCCAAGCUGUUUCCCAGUUUCAAAGGGUUGGCUUGCAAACCUUCACCUCCCUCUGCUGCUCAGAGAGAGCACAUGCGUGUGUGCAAGUGUGUGUGUGUCCAGGCACACAUACACAGUAUUUUAAAAGAAUGUUUUCUUGAUGCCAUUUCAGUUUUGUUUUCUUUUGAUGGGGGGUGCGGGUAAGGGAAUGAGGCCAGUGAGGCAGGCGUGUGGCUUUAGCCUUGGCUGGGCAGCCUGGAGUGUCUUCAUGCCAUGUGUAUGGAGCCCCAGGAAACGGAAGAGGUUGAAAGAACCCUGCGGAAGGAGUGUGGUUUCAGGAGUUUAUUUUCAGACCGUUGGGAAGGAAACAGGCCCCAUUUUGUAUAUAGUUGCAACUUAAACUUUUUGGCUUGCAAAAUAUUUUUGUAAUAAAGAUUUCUGGGUAACAAUGAUA